This is a messenger RNA of Tachysurus vachellii, 2648 nucleotides long. It is a transcript of the gene ppp1r3cb, whose product is annotated as protein phosphatase 1, regulatory subunit 3Cb. Gene Ontology annotation, molecular function: protein phosphatase 1 binding; glycogen binding. The record is from RefSeq and is a predicted model, not a curated record. Gene Ontology annotation, cellular component: protein phosphatase type 1 complex. NCBI's taxonomy places the organism in Eukaryota, Metazoa, Chordata, Actinopteri, Siluriformes, Bagridae. The coding region runs from base 362 to 1279 and encodes 305 amino acids. Gene Ontology annotation, biological process: regulation of glycogen biosynthetic process. The transcript is spliced from 2 exons.
UUAACUGUUUUCUGAUUGGUCAAUGUAAUGAGACCACAAAGCCCAUGCGCCCAAAAAGAGUUAGAGAAGCGGUUGAAAUCUGCUCCACAUUCACCACGCAGUUCAUUUCUGAGGGGGGCGUGCCGACUAAACCGACUCUUUUCUCUCUUUUAUCAUGACCUGAAGCGUAUUGAAAAAAAGGGUUGUUGUUUUUUUGCGCUGUUAAUUUGUGGGGGAGCAAAUAUUUUCGUCGUUUCGGGGUUUACAGCGUUUACGAAUGAACUGCACCAGGUAAGAAGAGUGAGUCAUGACUCCGGAGAGUCAAUGAGUUAAAGAGUCGGGUUUGAGUUCACGAGUUUUGCACAUUUUGAACCCAAGACCGAUGCCAUCUCCGAUCAUGCCUGUGGAUGUGGCCAUGAGAAUCUGUCUGGCUCAUUCUCCACCCCUUCGCAGCUUCCUUGGUUCCUAUGAGAACUAUAAGUCCAGAAACUUGGUCAAGCCCUUCAAGCCACUGAGAUCAUGCAUCAGCUCCAAGACCAAGGUGGAGGCCACCAACCGAGGAUGGAAAAGCCCUAAAGGCAAAGCUAAGAAAAAAGUGAUUUUUGCUGACUCCAAAGGCAUGUCACUAACUGCGAUCCAUGUCAUCAAGGAGUUUGAAGAAGACUCCCUCUUUCCUACAGACUUGCAGUUUGAGAUGUCAGACUUGGAGGAAGCAAUUGUGGGCUUGAAGGUGGAGAAGGAGAAUAGCUUUGUUUUGGACUUCCCUCAGCCUGCUGCAGACUACCUGGACUUUCGGAACCGUCUCAAGAAGAACCUGGUAUGUUUGGAGAACUGUGUAAUCCAGGACAGAUCUCUCAUGGGCACUAUAAAAGUUUGUAACAUAAGCUUUGCGAAGGCUGUUCAUGUCCGGAUAACUUUUGAUUCAUGGAAAAGCCACAAGGACGUUCCUUGUGUGUAUAUGAACAAUGUUUAUGGGUGCGCAGACAUCGACACAUUUUCCUUCACCGUUGAUCUGAAGGAAAAUGUGCCGCACGAGGAUCAGGUGGAGUUCUGCAUCUCCUACAACGCUAACGAGGAGACACACUGGGAUAAUAAUGACGGAAAGAACUACAGGUUGGCCCAUGCAGAUAAUGACCGCAACCAGACCAAACAUGUCACUCAGAAAACAGUGUAUGAAACCAGAAGCACCGACAAAAAGCCUGAGAUGGAGUUUGAUCAAUUUGGGAGCCCAAGGACCUCUAGUGGUUUCUUUCCAGAGUGGCAGAGUUGGGGGAGAAUUGAAAAUUCCCCCUACUGGUGAGGGUACAUGCUGCCUCAAAAUGGCGACAAAAAGAGUCGUGUGUAGAAUCACUUCUCGGAGGAGGUGCUAGAAAUGCAGAAUAUAUCUGAUGUAGAGUGAAAUUCUACUAGUAAAUAAAUUUAGGGGAAGAGUUUGUCUUAAAAAGUGAAAUGCUGAGCCUUUGACGAUGAUCGUAUUGGAUGUAUUUCCUAUUUAAACUGUCCAGUGUUCAGAAUUUUGGCAGAUUUGGAAGUGAAUUGAAUUGAAACAUUUAGUCAUUUCGAGUCAAAUGCUAACUAUCUUUAACACUAUACAACUGAAUGAAUGUAAUUUCUCCUAACCUUUCUGUGCACUAAAGAAUUUCCAAGGUUAGAAUUGUGAUGCAAUAAAUCCCUUUUUUGUGGCAGUGCUUUAGAAAAAAAUGUGCUUUAGAAAAAAAUAAGAUGCACCUCUGAAACGUCACUGUCAGGCAGUAGUUUGUGUCUGAUGGACUCGAUACAAGUUAUUCUGUUGAACUGAUGUGUGCAGCACCGGGAGAAAGAAUUCGUCUUCCCUGUGGUGACUCUGAAACACCAUGCAUUCAGCCAGGGGGGAACGUCUGGCUGUUCUUCCAUUAUAAACAAAGAACUGGUGAAUUUGCACUGUGUAAGAUGCCUUUAAACUAAAUAGCAUGAAAGUGGAAUCAUUUGGUACAAGUUGAAGGUGCUUCAUAUUGAAGUUUAUGUAUUUUGUAGUACCGUUGAAUUGGUCUCCUUUUUUGCAGCAGAAGCAAUAAUCUAAAACGUGUAUGUUAUUAUGGGCACGCGUGUAAUAUAUUGCUGAUCAUGAAGCAUUAUUAUCCAUGCACCUUUUCCUUCUUCUGUUCAGUUCGUACUGUAUAGCUCUGCAUAGCACACACUUGACUUUCUGCCAUGGUUCCUUUCUUCAUGUAUGCUGCUGUGAAUUGUGUUUUUUUUUUUUUUUUGUUUUUUUUUUUUUUUUCCCCCCCCCCCCCCCCCCCCCUCUGCAUUAUUUCAUUCGUAUGUGAGAUGAAAAUAAGGGAUAUUGAAUGUUACCUAUUGCAAGUGUUGGUAAGUCCAGAUCUAAAUGUGUGGAGUAUGUAUGAGAUGUGUUCUCGUGUUUCUCAUGUCUGCUUCCUGUCCUCUGUUAGAGGAACAACAGUCUGAUCAAUGUGAACGAACGAAUGUGAAUCAUUUUAAUGCAAAUAGCUGACGUGUGUUAGCUGCUGUGUAUUUUAGAGAUGGAAUAUGUAUGUUGAUUGUGUAAAAGGGCCGGACACUGCUGUUUGUCUGUUUUCUACUGCAAGGAAAGUUGUCUGUCCUACUUAUUAUUUAAUUCUGUGUUCCUUUAAGAAUGAAAUUAAAUAAAUGCAAAGUUUCUACUGUGAAAA